AUGGGCCGUAAGAAGCAGUUCAUCGACAAGAAGACGGCGCAGCACUUCCACGUGGUGCACCGCAGCCAACGCGACCCGAAAGCAAAUGACCCGAAAGCGUCCAAGUACGUGCUCCUGUCGUCCAAUCAGAACGUGGAGCUGCACUCGUCGGACUCGGAAGGGGAAAACGGGAGCGACGACAACAACGAGAGCGAUGACGAGAUGCCCGACCUCGUUGACGCUCCGAGGGCUCCAGUUGCGAAGGCCAACGGUGCUUUGCGUGCUCGUCGAGUGCGCUUUGGACGUGUGGAAGCUGAGGAUCUCGUGGACGAAAACGGCCUGCCGAGAGAUGGGUACGACUACUCGCAGCACAUGAAAGAGAUGGGACAGGGCAAGUUCUACUCGGCCACGAGUCGGUUCGAUGCUGGAGAAGCGAGUCGAGCGCUGUCGAGGAAAGUGGAUUUGCCACCCGACGCACUGCCCAGCGCUGAGGAGCAAGACCGGCUGUUGCAAGCUAUUACAUUGACGACGGAUGUCAUGGAUGCCGAUCUGAGAGAAGCGCUCGUGAAUGAUGAGGCGUUUGAAGAGCUGGACGAUUCGUUUGUGAUGCAGGCGGCAGAAGAAGAGGUGGAGCCGAAUGAGACGGACGACUUUGACUAUGAUGCACACAUUGCCAAGCUGAUGGAGGCAGCCAGUGGCAUCACGCCGCUGUGUCGUGGAAACCUGACGGACAGCGAAGGGUCUGAUAGCGAAGACGAUGAUGAGCUGAGCGAUGGAGAAGGCGAAGACAACGACGAGAAUGCCGAGACGUUGGAAAGUCGAGAUGAGGCACAGCGUGUGCUGGACGAACUCUUUGAGAAGACGCUGGCGGAUGAGUACGACGACGAGCAGCUCGGUGAACUAGACGAAGGUGACCCCGAGACGCGCGGAAAGGAGAUGCUCGACGGCGAGCUUCUCGACGCCGUGGUGGAGGACUAUGUCUUUGUUCAGCAGGAACUUGCUGACGCAGAGGGCAAGCUAGGCAACCCGCUGCGCGAAGGCAAUCGUCUCAAGCAAGUGCUGGAGGCGUGUGAGGCAGAGCGUCAUGCAUACGAGUAUGAUGAAGGUGCAGAGACAGAGGAGGAAGAGGAGCCCGAAGGUCAGGUGGCGCGUGCUGAGCGCGAGAAGAAAGAGCUGCAGGAGCUGUAUGAGCGUAACCGGUAUUUGCAGCGUGAAGAGCGUGAGCAGUGGGACUGCGAGACCAUUGUGAGCACAUACUCGACGUCGAGCAACCACCCGACAGUGCUGCGGGAAGCUCCGACUCGGCGCAAGAAGAAGAAGCAGCCGGUGCUUAGCAGCACCGCAGAGGGUGAAGGAGACACUCGCAAGCACAAGGUGACGCUGUCGCGCAAGACGGGCAUGCCGCUGGGCGUGUUUGACAGUGCAAAACCGAACAAGGCGGAGGCAAGUAAGCAGCACGUGCACCAGACGCAGCAGCCUGAGACGAGUCGGAGGCCAAAGAGUGAGACAAAGGAGCAAAAGCGCACGCGCAAGACGGCUGUCAAGAUGGAGAAGAUGGCGCGGCGCGCUGAAAAGAAGGAGACAAAGCUGGCGUUCAAGGAGGAGGAAGCGCGGCAGUCGACACAGACGGUGGCAGGACGUGUGUCCGUGUUCAAGUACUAG
Hyaloperonospora brassicae is the source of this 1641-nucleotide messenger RNA. The record is from the annotation of a GenBank genome assembly. NCBI's taxonomy places the organism in Eukaryota, Oomycota, Peronosporomycetes, Peronosporales, Peronosporaceae.